CGGCGGCCAGGUCACAUUUCUAGUUCAUCUGUUAUUCAUCCCCGCCCCUCUCCAUACCACCCAUCAUUACCGCCCGCUCACUGCGCUCGCUCGUCACCAUGGUCAAGUCGGUCCCCACAGAAUUCAAGCUCAACUCGGGCAACACCAUCCCUGCUGUGGGCCUCGGCACCUGGCAGUCUAAGCCAGGAGAGGUCGAGAAGGCCGUUGAGCACGCUAUCAAAAGCGGGUAUCGCCACAUUGACGGCGCGUUGUGCUACCAGAACGAGGAGGAGGUCGGCAAGGGUGUCAAGGCAUCCGGCGUCCCCCGCGAGGAGCUUUUCCUCACCUCCAAGCUGUGGUGCACGUACCACGACCGCGUUGAGGAGGGCCUCGACAUCACUCUCAAGGACCUCGGCACUGACUACCUUGACCUGUACCUUGUCCACUGGCCUGUGCGCACCGUGGAGAACGGGACGAGCAAGCUCUUCCCCACCAAGCCGGACGGGAGCCGCAACAUCGACCGCUCGUGGGACCAGGCUGAGACCUGGCGCCAGAUGGAGGCUGUCCUCGCUAAAGGCAAGGUCAAGGCGAUCGGCGUCUCCAACUGCUCCGAGCUCUACCUUGAGCGCCUGAGCAAGACGUGGAAGGUCGUCCCCGCCGUCAACCAGGUCGAGCUCCACCCCUACAACCCGCAGCAAAAGCUCAAGGCGUACUGCGACAAGCAGGGCAUCCGCCUCCAGGCGUACUCGCCUCUCGGUAGCGCUGGCUCGCCGCUGCACGACGACCCGGAGAUCAAGAAGAUCGCGGACAAGCACGGCGUGAGCGUCGCCACCAUCCUCAUCUCGUACCAGGUCAACCGUGGCGUCGUCGUCCUCCCGAAGAGUGUUACGCCCUCGCGCAUCGACGACAACAAGAAGGUCAUAGCGCUCGACGAGGAGGACAUGAAGACCCUCGACGGGCUCGCGGCCGCCGGUAAGCAGCACCGCUUCGUCUCGCCGCCUUGGGGCACCGACUUUGGGUUCGAGGACUGGUUCGGCCCCGGCAACGAGAAGGCACCAGAGGGCACAGUGUUCGAGUCUCGCGGCCAGACUUUUGAGAAGUAGAAUUAGAGGAGGUGGACUGCUUAGUCGGCUUAAUGCAGCGUGUACCCUAUGACAAGGC
Molecule: messenger RNA, 1140 nt
Organism: Cutaneotrichosporon oleaginosum
Lineage: Eukaryota; Fungi; Basidiomycota; Tremellomycetes; Trichosporonales; Trichosporonaceae
Cellular component (GO): cytosol
Molecular function (GO): aldose reductase (NADPH) activity
Source: RefSeq, a predicted model, not a curated record